GAAGCAUACACAGUGCAUAUAAAUAUAUAAAGAUCCUUUUUAAUUUGAAGGAAGAAAAAAUGAAUGAAAUGAAAUUUAAUAAAGAGGAUUUGGGACAGCUUAAAGAUGUUUUUUGUUACUUUGAUACGAAAAAAACGGGUUAUAUUACUUCAAAGCAACUUGCAACCAGCUUACGAUGUCUCAAACCAAAACCUCUAGAAAAAGAUGUGGAAGAAAUGGUUAUUUCUGUCAAUGAAGAAAAGAAGGGAAAAUUAAAUUUUGAUGAAUACUUGUUUGUGGUUAGCCAAGUAAUUAAAAAAGUCAAAAGGAGAAAUCGUAGCGUCAAAAGACAAGGAAGCUGCGAAAAAAAUAUCAGUGAAGCCCAACUUCAAGAUUUGAAAGAUUCUUUCGCUAUGUUUGACUUAAAUGGCGACGGUAAGAUAUCAAUGGAAGAGCUGGAUGUUGUGAUGAAAAAUUUGGGUCACGAAACAUCUAAAGAAGAAAUUGAUUCAUGUUUAAAAGAAAUUGAUUCAGAUUUAGACGGAGAACUUAGUUUCCAAGAAUUUAUCACCCUAAUGACUAGAAAACUGAGCAACAAAGCUGUUUCACAAGAACUUAAAGAGGUUUUUGAUUUUUUCGAUGAAGAUGGAAAUGGAUCUAUAAGUUCAGAUGAACUUCGCGAUAUCAUGCUUAAAUUUGGAGAGGAUUUAACCGAAGAAGAAAUAGCUGAAAUGAUUGUUGAAGCGGAUUUUAAUGGAGAUGGAAAUAUUGAUUAUCAAGAAUUUGUGAAAAUGAUGAGUUUUGUCACUUAAGAAGUCAAAAGUUUUCUUUUGAGAUGUCAAAGUUCCGUCUUACUUGUUAUCUAACUUCGUUAACGCUUUGUUCAAAGCUUUAUAUAUUUUUAACAAGUAUAUAUAUAUAUAUAUAUAUAUAUAUAU
Messenger RNA from Hydra vulgaris (swiftwater hydra), 917 nucleotides. RefSeq names its product calmodulin-A. Gene Ontology annotation, molecular function: calcium ion binding. Lineage: Eukaryota; Metazoa; Cnidaria; Hydrozoa; Anthoathecata; Hydridae. The record is from RefSeq and is a predicted model, not a curated record. Gene Ontology annotation, cellular component: myosin II complex.